AUGCCUAACAACUGGGAUGUAAACUCUAAUCUCUGGCUUCUCUUCCAUGUCGUCGACCAGACUGGCGCAAAGCCGAGCUGGGACGUUAUUUCAGCUGCUAUGGGUACCGGGUAUACUGCUGAAGCGUGUCGCCAGCACUUCGCAAAGCUGAAGAAAACUAUGUCCGAGGAUAGCACAAAUGCCGGUGCUAUUGACUCGGCGGCCGUCUCCCCUGCUACCCCCUCUCCUCGAAAGCGAAAGCCUAAAGAACCGAAGACUCCUGGUGAAACUCCGACUAAACGUCCCCGCAAGAUCACCAAAAAAGUCAAAGCUGAGGAAGGCGUCAAGAAGGAAGAUACCUCUGGCGAUGUGCCGACUACUGUCUGA
Ophidiomyces ophidiicola is the source of this 366-nucleotide messenger RNA. RefSeq lists its product as uncharacterized. The record is from RefSeq and is a predicted model, not a curated record. The transcript is spliced from 2 exons. Lineage: Eukaryota; Fungi; Ascomycota; Eurotiomycetes; Onygenales; Onygenaceae. The coding region runs from base 1 to 366 and encodes 121 amino acids.